AAGCCUGGUAAUGGAAACCAUCUGAUAAGGGCAGCCACUUUUGGCUGGUACGGUGAAUGGGACUUCGCUGCUUCCUUAAGCUUUGCCAGUGGUGUAGCAGCUUCUGAUUGCAAAGGAGGUCUCAUGUCCACAACAAUUUGCCAAGUGUUGGGCUUUGUGGUCUCAACCCUGGGCUUCGCUGGCUGUAUUGCGGCCACAGUGAUGGAUGCAUGGAGUACACAGGACUUAUAUGACAACCCGGUGACAGCUGUAUUCCAGUACCAGGGCCUCUGGAGGAGCUGCGUCAGUCAGAGUUCAGGUCUUACAGAGUGCCGGCCUUAUUUCACAAUCCUUGGGCUUCCAGCGAUGUUCCAGGCUGUGAGAUCUCUGAUGAUUGUGGGCAUCGUGCUGGGUGCUUUUGGCCUCCUGGUGGCUAUUUUUUCCCUGAAGUGUUUACGGAUCGGCAAUAUGGAGGACUCUGCCAAGGCAAACAUGACUCUGACUGCUGGAAUCAUGUGCAUUGUAGCUGGUCUCUGUGCUAUCUGUGGGGUAUCUGUUUUUGCCAACAUGCUCGUUACAAACUUUUGGAUGUCAACAGCUAAUAUGUAUCAACCAGGAAUGAUGCAGACACUCCAGACAAGAUACACAUUUGGUGCUGCCCUGUUUGUGGGAUGGGUUGCUGGAGGCUUGGCCUUGGUUGGAGGCAUUAUGAUGUGCAUUGCCUGCAGAGGACUGGUACCCGAAGAGACCCAUUACAAGGCCGUGUCCUACAAGAGUGCUGGAUAUAAGUCUGGAACUGGGUAUGAAGCCAAAAAGGUCCCAGUAGUUGAAACCAAUACUAUCAAAAGUGAUGAAGGGAGGCGUUCCUAUCCUUCAAAAUAUGACUAUGUAUAAUCCCUUCCUAAACCUAUGGUUUUAGACCAAAGCAACAGCAAAGUCCUAACUUGAAGCCUUUCUCAAGUCUAUUUUCUUAUUUUCUUUGGUUUGGCUUGCUGUUUAUAAAUGUUCUUUUAAUAUGACUGUGUAUAUUUCCUGGCAUUAUAAAGACUUCCAUAAGAACUGUUCCCUUCUGCUACAUUUGUUACAAUAGCAGUUAAAGACAGCUGAAGAAUUGGUUUACUAAUGUACUUUUGCUGUUUCUUUUAAUAGAUGUAAGUAGAUGUUUAAGACCAGAAUGUUACUGCAAGGUACAGUGUUGAGUUCAUGUAAAGUUCAUGCAUUGAGACUUCAUUCAGUAUUUGGUUGCCCUUGAAACAAAAUGAAACAUGAGGCUAAAACAACACCAUUACACAGAGGCCAAUCCAAAAUUUAAAAAUGUUAAAAACUUAAUUUCAUACGUAAAACUGAUCUAGUAUAAAUUUCUGAAAUAACCACCACCUACUUACUGAAUUCCAGAGGAAACAAAGUUACAAUUUGCUUUCUUCCCCUUUCAUAAAAUUCACCCUCUCUUGAACAGCCGUAUGAGCUUAUACAGAAAAUCCUCGUGUAUAAUAGAAAUAUGUCAAAUAUUUCUUAGAGCAAACACUUCUUUUAUACAUUUGAAUACACUAUCUGUCAUAAGAAAACCAGUGAUACCCUUCUGACUUUGUGGCAAAGCACAGAAUUUACUGCCACUCUUACAUUUCAUCCCUGAUAAUUUGUGCUGGCAAAACUGCCUUGUCACAAUGGCGCUAUACCAUAUUUUUCAUGAGAUCAUACUGCUACGCAAUGCCUUAAGAUGCCGGUAGUAACCAACAACCAGAGGAAUCUGGGCCACAUGACCUCGAGCAGAAUCAUGUCAUGUCAGGAGGCUCUUCUCACCCAGAGAUGAGGAACCUCUGGCUGCUGUUGGUCUCUCAACUCCCAUCAGCCUUAGCCAGCACGACCAGUGAUCAGGGAUGAUGGCCCACAGCCCAGAGUCUUACUGAAGGGUCACAUUGCACCCUGCUGUCAUUCAUUACUGCCAGGGUUAAAGAAAAGAAAAUUGCCCUAAGAAACUUUUGUUCCUGUAUUCUAAUAAAUACAAUACACUGUUGGCCAACUCUCAUUCUGUCAUUGUUAUUUCUAACAACAUCCAAAGAUGCACUGAGCAAAUGACUUAUUGGGGCAACUUUAUAAGACGGAGACAUUCACAGUGCAGUCAUAUAAAUGAUUGUUCAGAAGGAAGAUCCACAGUGUCCUCAGGUAAUUCUGCAAAGGAUUGCAGCCACACUGAUUUCACGCUUUAGUAUAAAGAAGUAAUUGAAGUUAUUCUGAUAGCUGUUAAGGUUGUUAUUUUGCUUUCCGUUACUUGUAAGAGUCACAGGCAACUUUAUUCACGCCAGCUUUUCA
This is a messenger RNA of Zootoca vivipara (common lizard), 2289 nucleotides long. RefSeq names its product claudin 18 (gene CLDN18). The record is from RefSeq and is a predicted model, not a curated record. NCBI's taxonomy places the organism in Eukaryota, Metazoa, Chordata, Lepidosauria, Squamata, Lacertidae. Gene Ontology annotation, cellular component: bicellular tight junction; membrane. Gene Ontology annotation, molecular function: structural molecule activity.